UUUGCGGCAUUCGAAAUAAGUCAGCGUACCAGGUAAAACCUCCGAAUCGUUUAGAAAUAUUUCAAAAGUAUACAUACUAAUUUUUCUUCAGGAUUUCAACAUACAACAUUUUUUUCCAUUGUAAUGGCGCUAUCGGUCCGGUGGACGUUGAUGAUAACGUCGGUGGCAUUUUCAGUGGCGGUAGCAUCGAAGCCAGAAGAAGUAAGGCGACGUGCGGCAGUGGACAAGCGACAAGCGCCCACGGAAGGCGAUUUUGCCGACAGGUCGUCGGACGGAUCGUACGCGUUCCGGUACGCCGACAGAAACCAGUUCCACUCGGCCGCUGCCAGUAAGGACAACGUCGUCUCCGGAAGGUUUGGCUCAAGAAGUCCCGAAACCGGACGAAUCGUGCAAACGUCUUAUUCGUCCGGUCCCCGUGGUUUUCGCGCCCGUGGACCGGAUAUUGCGAGACAAACAGAUCUGUCGCAAGUCCGUUUACCUUACAACCCACCCGUGCCCACUGAUUCUUCUAAAUACGACCCAGCCUAUGACCGAUAUUACGACCCAAACGAAGACCCGAGCUACAAAUUCACCGUCCGGACGCCCACACAGUCAAAAUCCGAAACCGCCGAUUCCAGGGGCCACGUCGAAGGCGCAUAUUCGUACUUAGACGAUGUCGGCAAGAGACACGACGUGCAGUACGAGGCGGGAGCCGGUACCGGAUUUCACGUCAAAUCUGCGCACCCAGAUUCGGACACGUAUGGAGGUGUGUUCUACAGCGGCCCGCCCGGCAAGCCCGGCGGCCGGCCACGCGGCCACUCGUCCGUCGUGCUGGGCAAGGACGGCUCGUACGGUUUCACUGCGUCCGGGCCAGACCAGCGGCGGUCCGAGGUGAGCGACUCCAGUGGCCGCGUGCAGGGCUCGUACACUUAUGUGGACGACAAGGGCGUGCAGCGGACGGUGCAGUACGUGGCCGGGCCCAACAUCGGGUACCGGGUGAUCAACAACGCUGCGGCCGGCGGCGCGGCCGCGGCCCCAUCGCUGCCGGUCAACAGUGUCGUUGUCGGCGGCGUCGGCGGCUUGGUGGUGCCCGUGACGCCGUCCGCGUUGCCCCCGCUGUCGUUGAUCUCGUCGUCGUCGUCGUCGACGCCGCUGUCGCCAAUCUCUUUCGAGCCACAGGACCUGUUCGGGCCCGUGUCCAGCACGUCCGCACCGCUUCCGGACCGCCGGCGGCCCGAGUCGCCGGUCAAAGGCUUCGGUGGCGGCCUGCCCGACGAAUUUCUGUCGCCGGACAGCACGCUUCCGCUCGGCUCGGCGUUCCCGGAGGACGAUCCCGCGCUGCCGCCCAAAAAAUGGCCCACCACGUACAAGAACAAAGACGAAGAAUCGUUCUUCCAGUCGUUCGAGAAGUUCGACAAGCGGAAGGAACAACAACACGGCCCGCCGAAGAGGGGAGGGUACCACGCGGUGCCGGCGGACGCGGCGUCUUCCUACGGCCAGCCGACGACCGGCGCGUACGGCCUGGUGCAGUCGUCUACCGGCAGGCCGAUCGGGCCGCCGCCGGACACGUCGUACGGCCAACCGUCCCGGCCGAUAGUGGUGGACGACAAGUACGGCCAGUAUGGCGGCACCGACUAUCAGAAACCCAAAGACGACGGCGGCUCGAGCGCUUUCGGCGGAUUCCCGACCGGCGCCGUGGUCAAGGCCCACGUCCAGAGUUUGGACAUACUGCCGUUCGGGUACAGGGUGCCGUCGCCGUCGUACGUUUUCGAAAAGCAGUUUGGCAACGGUGCGGACGAUCUGAAUUCGAUCAAGAAGUAAAACGGAUAUUGCGGACGGUUUUCCGCGGUAGUCGGACGGGUAAUACACGCGUAGUUGGCAAUAUUGUGUUUAGUGAUGUAUAAGUUCCUCGCCAUGAAAUUAAGAUUUAUUGUUUUUCAAACGGCGUGUACACUGUUCUUAGUUUCUGGCGAUAUCGUACACGAUUGAACGAUUGACUAUUAUCGACAUAAUAUUAUAUUAUUGAUUGACCCGUGUCAUAGUAUAUUGCUAGCUUACUGUUACGAAAGUAUAUAUAAUAUACAAUAUAUCAGUUAAAUAUAGUGUAUUAUAUUAUUUUUUUUUUUGCAUACGAUUGUAUAAUAUGUCAUAGUUUUAUUAUUGAUCAUAAUUAGAUUAUAAGGACGAAUAAAUUAUAAUGGUAUACUUUAAGAAGGCCACUCGUCGUAGCUCGUAUACAUAGUAAUUAGCAAUUAGUAAUUAGAUAGGUACUAGUAUAAUAAACGUGCACUAAACUUUAAUAUAUAUAUAUAUGCUAUACAUAAAAUGUAUUUUUUAAUGAAUUAUAACGUAGAUUGUGUA
This is a messenger RNA of Melanaphis sacchari, 2340 nucleotides long. RefSeq lists its product as uncharacterized. Lineage: Eukaryota; Metazoa; Arthropoda; Insecta; Hemiptera; Aphididae. Gene Ontology annotation, cellular component: chitin-based extracellular matrix. Gene Ontology annotation, molecular function: structural constituent of chitin-based larval cuticle. The transcript has 4 exons. The record is from RefSeq and is a predicted model, not a curated record. Bases 124 to 1800 code for a protein of 558 amino acids.